CGCAUCUCUCUCUCUCUCUCUCUCUCUCUCUCUCUCUCUCUCUCCCACCUGCCGCCCCCGAGGCUCGCGAAAUCACCUGCUCAUUCCUCCUCGUUGUAAUCAUCUUCCUCCCUCCCGCUGCUGCCUUCUCAAUCCCAUGAGCCAGGCUCCCGACCGGCAUCCUCGUCCCGCACCUGUCCAUUCUCCUCCCGCCGCCUUCUCGUCCCCACAGUCUCCCGCAAUCGCGUCGCAAGGCCUCUUCACCUGGCUGCGCCGCGGAACACCCAUCCAGGCUGCCUCCCCUCUGCUGGCGCCGGGAGUGCGGAUCCAUCCGGGCUCGGAUUGAUUGAUUUCUUCUGCUCCUCUCGCUGAACGCUCGUGCCCCUCCCUCUAGAUGCUCUGCCGCAUGGUUUCCGAUUCUCUUGACGGUAAAAUCUUCCAAGAAGAUUGCCUGUCGCAGGUUGACUCAUGCUCUGGUUCGCCCAUGGCUCGCAAAGAAGAUUCCCAGGACAAUUCACCGCAUAUAUUCUUCUUUCUCUAUUUCGCCUUGCUUCGCAGAGCAACUUUUAACAAGCAGCACAUAAUUUUUUGGCAGUUUACCGUGCAGUAUGUAGAGCAGCUUGCCCACAGAUUGCUCGCACUUGAACAGUCAAAGCACACAUUUUUAUCCUUCUGCGGCAAUGUUUGCACAGUUAGCUUUGUGGAUUUGCUUCCUUUUUUAGUAGUUCUAGGGAGAGUGAGCCCAAUCCCCCUGUUCCUUCUUCCUUGCAUGGUGGAUUCCUGUUCAGUCCACCCGGUGAGGCUCCCUCACGACAGCAUGUUUUCUGUGGUGUUAGGUUAUUAGGGGACCCUACUUAAAUAAUUCAGCAAACCAACCAUUAAUCUGCAUAUUUAUUUAUUUAUUUAUUGUAAAUCAUCCGUUUGAUUGUAUUGGUUUAAUAUUUCACAAAAGAAACAUAUCUAUCUGACUGAUGUCUAAAGACUUUGGUAGUGUGGUCAGUGGUAGGUUGUAUUGCUAGCCUGGGCACCGAAAGGGUAGUUGGUUAACUGCUGGCAAUUUCCCCAUACUUGAGACGAUUCAUUUACUGUUACAGUAAACCGUAAGCUUACAAAUCGCCACUGAUCAUGUUGCCUUUGUUGCUUUGUUUAUGUCUGUUUCUUUAAGAAACUGCUAUAUCGUUUGUAUUGUCAAACUGGCAUCAGGAAUCACCGUAGCAAGACUGCAAAGUCUACAUGUUUCCCUGGCAAUAUGUAUAUAGCGUUUAUAGUUUUUUCCCAUGUUGCAGUUAUUGUGUUAGUGGAAUCUCUAGUAAAAAUAAUUGAGCAAUAAUGCCUUACUUUCUUGGGAUUCUGAUGGUUUGAAUUAGUAAGCGUUGUAUCGGAAAGUAAAGGCUAACUAACAUAUUUCUGUCAAUGUUUGCACAGGUAGUCUGUAAAGUUGCCUUAUUUUUCAUAGUCGUUAGCUUUAGUAGGUGUACACUAUACAGCUUUUGUUUUUGUUCUGUCCCCCUUUUCCCCGUUGCCAUCCUACCUUGCAACGCUAUGCGGUUCCUUGGAAGAUUAGUGCAUUUUAGCCGUUCUUCUGUCGGCAAGAAAGUUCUGCAUCCUUCAAUAAUUUCUUACCAUUCUGGUGAUGAUGCUACCGCACUGCAGGCUCUUUGUUUCCAGCUCAGUGAUAAAGCCAAGAAUCUGCCAGUGCAAAUGACGAUCUGUAGCUGUGAAGAGACUGUCAAUGAAUUUGAGGCGUUAACACGUGAUGCUGGACGCGUGCAGCGGGAUACGCUGAAAAAUAUCCUCGAGUUGAAUGCUGAUGCUGAAUAUCUGAAGCACUUUGGUCUCAGAGGGAGGACCGAUGUAGAGAGCUACAAGUCCUGCAUCCCGUUGUGCGUGCACAGCGAUCUUGAGCCAUAUAUCCAAAGGAUUGUUGACGGUGAUAGCUCCCCAGUGCUCACUGGCAAUCCCAUCACCGCCCUCUCCCUCAGUUCUGGUACAACACAGGGAAGGCCCAAGUUCUUGCCAUUUAAUGGUGAAUUGGUUGAGACCACACUUCAAAUAGUCUGGACUUCUUACGCAUUUAGGAACCGUGAAUACCCUAUUGGCAAAGGAAAAGCCUUGCAGUUUAUUUACGGUAGCAGGCAAGUGGUAACAAAAGGCGGCAUCCUUGCUACAACUGCAACAACAAACUUGUACCGUAGCGAACGCUAUAAGGAAGGAAUGAAGUGUAUCCAGUCUCAGUGCUGCAGUCCUGAUGAAGUUAUCCUGGGCCCUGACUUCCACCAAUCCUUGUAUUGUCACUUACUCUGUGGGUUAAUAUGCUCGGACGAGGUGCAUCAUGUGUUCUCAACAUUUGCUCACAGCUUAGUCCAUGCAUUUCAAACAUUCGAGGAGGUUUGGGAAGAUCUAUGUGCUGACAUACGACGUGGUGUUCUCUCGAACAAAGUUACAGUGCCAUCAAUUCGUGAAGCUGUUUCGAAAAUCCUGAAGCCCAACCCUGAGCUUGCUGACUCGAUCUACAAGAAGUGUAUGGGUUUGAGCAAUUGGUAUGGAGUUAUCCCAGCACUUUGGCCAAAUGCAAAGUACGUCUACGGCAUUAUGACAGGAUCCAUGGAGCCGUAUCUAAAGAAAUUAAGACAUUAUGCUGCGCACUUACCACUGAUAAGUGCUGACUACGGUGCCUCUGAAGGAUGGGUUGGUGCUAACAUAAACCCCACAGUGCCACCUGAACAGGUGACAUACGCUGUUCUCCCACAUACUGGUUAUUUCGAGUUCAUUCCUUUGGAGAAACCCAAUGGGGAGGAGACAGAGAACAGUGCCUCCAUUCAUUACAUAGAAUCAGAGCCAGUUGGCCUGACUGAAGUCGAGGUUGGCAAAAUCUAUGAAAUUGUAAUAACUACCUUUGGAGGUCUAUACCGUUACAGGCUAGGAGAUGUUGUGCAGGUAGCCGGCUUCCACAACUCAACACCUGAGCUCCAGUUCAUCUGCCGCAGAAGCCUAGUCCUGAGCAUCAACAUCGACAAGAACACCGAGAAAGACCUCCAGCUGGCUGUUGAGGCGGCGGCGAAGCUCUUGGAAGGGGAGAAGCUCGAAAUUGUGGAUUUCACGAGCUUUGUGGAGAAGUCAAGUGAUCCGGGUCGCUAUGUCAUCUUCUGGGAGCUGAGCUCCGAUGCCAGCGACGAGGUUUUAAGCAGCUGCGCAAACUGCUUGGACCUAGCCUUCGCUGAUGCAGGCUACGUGGGUUCGAGGAAGAUCAAGACCAUUGGUCCCCUUGAGCUACGGAUUCUCCGGAAGGGAACCUUCAAAGAGAUCCUAUAUCACUUCCUGAGCCUUGGUGGCGCUGUGAGUCAGUUCAAGGCGCCUCGAUUCGUGAACCCUUCAAACAGCAAGGUCUUGCAGAUACUGAGCAGGAACACCACCAAUAGUUACUUCAGUACCGCCUAUGGGCUCUGAAAUAUAAAAAAAAUGCCGCUACUAGUUCAAUGUAAUUAUCUUUCUUUUUUCCCUGUUCAGUUUUAGUCUCCAGAUAAAGAAAACAGUCUGUUUUAGUCUCUUUUCGGUAAUGCUUUCUUUUAGUGCUGGUGCUGGCUAGAAUGUAGAAUCCUUGUAAAUCUCUAUAUGUAGCUGUAGUAAGAGGUAUCAGAAAAGAUAUGCUGUUGCUGCCUGUGCUCAGAUGUUGUGCGUAGCAAAUGCAUGCAUGCUCCAGAGUAAACACAGCCGAAAGAUUUCUGACUCUUAUC
Phragmites australis (common reed) is the source of this 3713-nucleotide messenger RNA. Its product is annotated as jasmonoyl--L-amino acid synthetase GH3.5-like. The record is from RefSeq and is a predicted model, not a curated record. NCBI's taxonomy places the organism in Eukaryota, Viridiplantae, Streptophyta, Magnoliopsida, Poales, Poaceae. The transcript has 6 exons. Gene Ontology annotation, molecular function: acid-amino acid ligase activity. Gene Ontology annotation, cellular component: cytoplasm. Bases 1393 to 3426 code for a protein of 677 amino acids.